Messenger RNA from Vitrella brassicaformis, 1934 nucleotides. The record is from the annotation of a GenBank genome assembly. Lineage: Eukaryota; Vitrellaceae.
GAGAAAAGUGCACGACGAUAGAAACAAAGCAGGCGAGGGACACGAAGGCACGUAGAUCUUACGGAAAAUGGUUUUCUUCUUCGAAUGCAGCGGUCACUGCGACGCACUCAGACAUAAACACGACAAAAACCGAUGCACUGUCGCCUUCCCCUUUGUGUGUGGUUGCUGCCUGGCUGCGUGUGUGAAUGGAUGCACUCACUCAGAUCCCCGGUUUGUGGUGUACAUGGGACGGGACAAGUUUGAGAAUGAAAACCUCAUCGAAUACGGAUUCCCAGGCUAGCAAUACAAACAAAUACCGACCGUGGAUGGGAUGAAUGGCAUACAAAUGCACCCAUCUAACCCUUCCCUUACUGCCAUGCCAUGCUUGGCUGUCUGUGUGUGUGUGUGUGUGUGUGUGUGGUGUAUGCAGAGGACAUCUGGUUUCAUGUUGACAACUUGUCCUCUGCCCAUGUGUACCUGCGGCCUCCCCGGCCGUGGGACGACCCAUCCUUCAGCAUCGAGGCCAUACCGCCCGACGUCCUCUCUGACAUGUAUGUCUGUAUGUAUGUGCAGAGGCGCUCAGUUGAGGCAGCCCUGAGUGGGUUGGUGAGGCGAGGCGCCUGCUCGAUCAUUCUGUGCUGGCUGUGCAUGGCUGUGAUGGCAUGGCAGGUGUCAGCUGACGAAGGCCAACUCCAUUGAAGGUUAGUGGAUGGACGAGACAAGACAAACAUCCAUCCCAUCAAUCCGUCCAUCCAUUCAUUCCACCAUCCUGUUGCUGUCGUGCAUGCCUGGCUGUCUGCCUGUCUGUCUGUCAGGGUCGAAGCAGUCGUCUGUUGACAUCGUGUACACGCCCUGGGGCAACUUGCGGAAAGACCAAAACACUAUGGUCAGCCAAUACUCAUCUGUGUGGUUGCCUGCCACGUACGUUGUGUGUGUGUGUGGUGUUCACACAGGACACGGGUACGGUAGGUUUCCAGGACAUGAAGCUUGUGUUCAAGAAGAAGGACGUCAAGAGGGACAAAGACAUACUCAAGAGGAUAGAGAAGGUCAGUGGCUGACGCACACAAGGCAGGCACUGCACUGCACUGCAUUACACACAGCCUACGCCACAUCACAUUCAUAUGUGCGGUUCGGUUCCCCUCUCCCUCCUCUCCCAUGUGUGUUUCGACAGACCAAGAAGGAGAGCUUCCCUGACUUCGCAAGUGAGAGAAGGAGCUGGCCUGCAUGACCCGACCCCUUGAGAUACCGUCUGUGUGGCUGUCCUGUUGUGUGUGUGUAUCCCCCAGAGGAGAAGGAGGCGCGUGAUGUGGAGGAGCGGCAUCAGAAGAAGAAGGUGCUGCGGGAGCAGAAGCAGGAACAGAAGGAGGAACAAAAGAGGAAAGAGGAGGAGAGAAAGGUAAGUAAGGCACACACACAUAGCAUACACUACACGCACACAUACGGGAAGGAAGGAUGGCGGCAUACACAAACGGGGUCGGGUCAUGGUGUGCAUGGCAUGGCAUGGUGGCCAAUAACCGAACCGUCAGCUCAAGUCCUACGACUCGCUGUUUGCCAGCACCGACCAGACAGAAACCAACGAGGUGAGCGACACUCCACUCCACUCGCCCGAUAACAAACAAUAUACUCUCUCUCGCUCUGUUAUCCGUGCUGUGCCGGUGUGUGCGUGUGUGUGAUGUGACUGACGUGUGUGGGCUGAGUAGCUGAAGGGAGGUGGGACGAUAGAGGAAUGCAAGGCGGCCGAAGAGGACUUCUUAUGACGGACGGACGGACGGAAGGGGCGAUUGGUCUGUCUGUCUGUCUGGCUGGCUGUGUGAGUGUGUGUGUGCGUGUGGAUGGCAAAUGCCAUGAGUCCGUCCGUCAAGACUGACUGUCGACCCUUUGCUACCUACCAUUAUUUGUAAAUGAAUGGAUGACUGACUUGACAGCCCGACUGACAGAUAAAUGUCCAACACGCG